Messenger RNA from Ogataea philodendri, 321 nucleotides. RefSeq lists its product as uncharacterized. The transcript has a single exon. Lineage: Eukaryota; Fungi; Ascomycota; Pichiomycetes; Pichiales; Pichiaceae. The record is from RefSeq and is a predicted model, not a curated record. Bases 1 to 321 code for a protein of 106 amino acids.
AUGUGGUGGUUCAGGUGUCUCACAAACUUUUUGGAGCGUGAGUUCAUGGUUGGCUUGAUCUGCUCCAAAUUGUUGUGGAUCGAGCUCAGAAUAAAAGGCGGAAGAUACCGAAGCUCCAGACGAAAAUUGUCGUACUCAUUGUCCCAGGUUUCGUGGGCCAAAUCCUGCUCAAAGGCCAGCAGGUCGUCAAAAGUCUUGACCGGUGUCUCCUCAGGGCCCUCGACAGAACCUCUUCUUGACGAGGGCGGAGACAGGUGUUCCAGAUGGGAAGGGGCUGUUUCGAUAAUCUUUGAGUGUUUCUUGGUCAUGGUGGCUGGUUAG